Messenger RNA from Postia placenta MAD-698-R-SB12, 1265 nucleotides. RefSeq lists its product as hypothetical. Gene Ontology annotation, biological process: Arp2/3 complex-mediated actin nucleation. NCBI's taxonomy places the organism in Eukaryota, Fungi, Basidiomycota, Agaricomycetes, Polyporales, Adustoporiaceae. Gene Ontology annotation, cellular component: actin cytoskeleton; Arp2/3 protein complex. Gene Ontology annotation, molecular function: actin filament binding. The coding region runs from base 1 to 1212 and encodes 403 amino acids. The record is from RefSeq and is a predicted model, not a curated record. The transcript has 6 exons.
AUGGCACCCCCUGAAAUAUACCCUCUUGCGCAAACCCAGGCCGCUAUCACCUCGCAUUCCUUCAAUGCUGAUCGCUCCGAGGUGGCCGUGAGUUUGAACUCAAACGACGUGCAGAUCUUUGCGCGCGAGGGACAUGAGUGGAAGCCCACAGAGACGCUGUCUGAGCACGACAAGCUCAUCACGUCCAUCGACUGGGCCCCAAACUCCAACCGCAUUGUCACAGCUGCCCAGGACAGGAAUGCCUAUGUGUGGCAGCAGAGCCCCGACCCGCAGACCGGGCGCAUGAUUUGGAAGCCUACGCUCGUGCUGCUGAGGAUCAACAGGGCCGCUACUCAUGUGCGAUGGAGCCCGAAUGAAGACAAGUUUGCAGUGGCAAGCGGCGCUCGAGCGAUUGCCAUUUGCUCGUUUGACCCUGAGGGCGACUGGUGGGUCUCAAGGCUGCUCAAGAAGCCGAUCAGGUCUACGGUCCACUCAGUAGACUGGCAUCCCAACAAUGUGCUACUUGCUGCUGGCAGUGCUGACAUGAAGGCUCGCGUCUUCUCUGCCUACAUCAAGGAUGUCGACAAGAGGCCCGCGGCGUCUGUAUGGGGAGAAAAGCUCCCGUUCAACACCGUCUGCGGAGAAUACACUAGUCCGACCGGAGGCUGGGUCCAUGCCGUUGGCUUCUCCCCCUCUGGAGAUGCUUUAGCCUUUGCAAGUCAUGACAGCUCCAUCAGCAUCGUCUAUCCUGGCGGACCAGCUAUCUACACCAUCAAGUUAACUAGCUUGCCGCUCCUCACCCUGACCUGGACCAACGAGAACUCGCUCAUUGCGGCAGGGCACGACUGCCAGCCGCUCGUCUUCUCGGGGAGCGACGGCGGCUGGGAGCUGACCGGCAGCCUCGACGACCCCAACUCGGCCAAAUCCGCGGGAGGCUCACGCGCGGGGCUCGCGUCGCCCGUCGGCCGGCUGAACAGCGCGGCGUUCAACACUUUCCGCAAUGCGGACACGCGCGGUAUAGGGAGCGCGCCGGGCGGGUCGGGCGAGUCGGAGCUGUUUACGGUGCAUCAGAACACGAUCACGAGUGUGCGCCCCUACGCGGGCACGCCGGGGGCUGUGACGCGCGUGAGCACCAGCGGCCUCGAUGGGAAACUGGUGGUGUGGGAUGUGAAUCAGGUUACGCCGGUGGGUGCGACGGGGCUCGCGGGCCGCAUGGCGGGGUUGCGCGUAUAAUACACCGUGUAUUGAUAUAGUCAGCAAGUUGUGAUAGGAUACAAUCUAACAAA